This is a messenger RNA of Limulus polyphemus (Atlantic horseshoe crab), 3143 nucleotides long. Its product is annotated as ras-related protein Rab-32-like. Gene Ontology annotation, biological process: phagosome-lysosome fusion; endosome to lysosome transport. The coding region runs from base 470 to 1111 and encodes 213 amino acids. The transcript is spliced from 7 exons. Gene Ontology annotation, molecular function: GTPase activity; GTP binding. Gene Ontology annotation, cellular component: late endosome; phagocytic vesicle; lysosome. The record is from RefSeq and is a predicted model, not a curated record. Lineage: Eukaryota; Metazoa; Arthropoda; Merostomata; Xiphosura; Limulidae.
AAAACUUUUCUAAGCCCCUUUACGCCUGAUCUAAUGCAGCUGGAUGUUAUUGACAAAAUUGAUUCAGCACGUAACCCACAUUAUCAGUAUUCUAUUUUUGCGGAAUUAAAUGUACGUUGUUUCUAUGGGUUUUGUAGAAACGUAGUUGAUCAACCCUGGGGACCGAGUGUGGCCUUAUGGUUAGUGUGCCCGAACUGUAGAUCCGUGUGUUUACGGUUUGUACCCCGUUUCUGCAAAGAACGUGCUCCGCACUUUCAAGUGACGAUCAAUUUUUACUAUUCGAUCAGAGAAAAGUUGGCGGUGGGUGCUGUUGACAAUUAGCCUUCCGUUUAGUUUUUCAUUGUCAAAUUAUAGAUGGUUAUGCACAGAUAGCCUUUGUGUAGCAUUAUGCAAAAUUCUGAACAAAUAUGCAAGUUCAACCCGAGACGAUUGUGAGCUCAUCACUAUUAAUUGUAUCCUGCUCUAAAGAAUGUCUCUAAGAGCAGAACGCAGGGAACAUCUGUACAAGAUUUUGGUAAUUGGUGAACUUGGAACAGGAAAAACUAGCAUCAUCAAACGUUAUGUUCAUCAAUUUUUUUCGCAACAUUACAGAGCAACGAUUGGAGUGGAUUUUGCUCUUAAGGUACUUAACUGGGAUACCAACACUCUUAUUCGGCUCCAGUUAUGGGAUAUUGCAGGACAAGAAAGGUUUGGGAACAUGACGAGAGUUUACUACAAAGAAGCUGUUGGAGCCUUUAUUGUAUUUGACGUCACAAGAAUAGCAACAUUUGAUGCUGUUAUGAAAUGGAAAUAUGAUCUUAACAAUAAAGUCCAUCUACCGGAUGGAAGUGACGUACCUUGCGUUCUGUUAGCAAACAAGUGUGACAUGCCAAAAGAGGGAAUAGUAAACAUUCCUUCACAGAUGGAGCAGUUUUGUCAGGACAAUGGAUUUAUUGGAUGGUACCUUACUUCAGCAAAGGAUAAUAUUAACAUUGAGGAUGCAGUUAAGUGUCUUGUGUCAAAUAUUCUGAGUAAACAAAAGACAUCAGUAGUUGAAUCUCUAAAUAACAAUGUAUUUCUGGAUUACCAUGGCCAUGACCAUCAAGUCUCUGAAAGUAAGUGUUGCUUGUAGGUGGAAGAGGAAAGUGUUAAAAAAAUUUUCUUGUGCAUGUAGCAGCAGUUUUGCUUAGAGCUUUAGAUGCAAGACAACUUUAUGGUGAUAUUGGAAGUCAAACGAUAAAAUGUAACGUUGUUACAGAUGUAAGUUAAGUGUGCCAGGUAAAAUCUCGUAGCUGGGCUACACUAAAACAAAACGUCAUAGGAAGAUGGGAUGAGAACUUUAUACGAUUGUAAGAAGCAGAUGUGACUGUAUAUAGCAGGUCUAUAUGCAUCAGCUGAGCAACAAAACUUACAGAACUUUAAAUAUAUGAAGGGCACAUUUUUUUUAACAUUUGAAGCAAAGAUUUCAAGUUCAAAUUCUAAACAAUGUAAAAUGUAACAAUUCCCUACACAGAAUAUAAGAUGUAUGGUAAGAUAGCAGCUGGAUCAAACAAUUGUAAAGUGUAUAAGUUGAAUCAGGUGUAAGAACCCAAGGUUACAUCUAUAAAGUUAACAAAAUAUUUUAGAAGAGAGAUAUAAGAAUAAGAUUUAAUAAUUUACAGCAUGAAAAAUAAAGAAAAAAUUGAAAGUAAUAAUAAACAUAAAAGAAAGGUAAAGUGUAGUACUAAAAUUAUACGUUUUGGAAAUGUGUGAAAGCUUAAUGUGAAGUAACAGUAAAAUUAAAAACUUAUGAAACUUAAACUCUCACUUGUAAAUUUGAAAUUAAUGUGACAAAGAUACAUACUGCAUAUAAUAAUAAAUAUAUAAUGUAGAAGUGAUAUUUCGUGGACAGCCAAAACAUGCAAGGUUAAGUGUAACAGUAAAGAUAGAAGCUGUGAAAUAAUGCAGUAAUAAAUAUUUAAAAAAGUGUAGAGCUGUACGUUGUGAAUAAAGGAUAACGACAAGAUUAAAUGUUGCAGUAAUGAAGCUAUAUUUGUUAUGUGGAAUGUAAUAACAAGCCUAAAUACUCAUUGAUAAGUAGACGAGUUACAGAAAGGUUUAAAAAUGAGUUUUAUGUUGAAAGUACAGCUAUAAAUCUGGAAUAAAAGUGAAACGAUAGUUUUAAGUAAUAGAUAAAACAAACCCCCCAAAAAAUUGAUAGUAGGUUUGGAAGUGAACAGCAAGAAAUGCACUGUGUUAAAAAUAUAAUAAUAGGUAUACACAUCCGUCCAGUUUGUAUCAUUCUUCAUGAUUUACAUAUAUAUCAUCGAAUGCACACAUUGGAGUGUAAUACAAAAAUGAAAAUUAUAUGUUUUAUGUGUGAACAUUUUAUGUCUAUUAACUGCUGCUCUGCUAGUACAUACAUUUGGCAGUCCGUCAAUUCUUUUGUUGGAUACAAUGUAAUAUUGUAUUCACUGUCAUUUGUACUGAUAAAUAAGUAAAACGACCCUGUAACAACAAAAACUAUAGUAGUACAGGAAUUGCUAGGCUUUUUCUGAACUGGGUUUUGUCUUCAAGAAGAACGUGUGAUAUCUUUAAAGGUGACAAACCUUUUACGUUUGACAAACGUGCAAGUUAACUGACUGCUUUCUGUAACGUCGAUGUUGUCACAAACUUUCUUAUUGUUAUUUUAUGUUCUUCUGUAUGUAUUGGAACAAAACUAAAUAAAUACAAAGAAGUAAGUCUGAGUUGUGAAUUAACAGUUACAGGAAAUUACAUAAUUAUUAUGUGGUUAAUUACGACUGUUGUACCAGUGUAAAUGGAGAAAGGCUUAAAAUAUAAUCGUGUUUUUAAAAUCUAUAAAUGCAACCUAUUUUUAUAAUUAUUGUGUGUAAGUGUUUCAAUUUUUUUCAUUUAUAAAUUUCGGAAGACACGUUUUUAUAAUCAAGAAAGGUAGGUUUAGCAUAAGUUUUAGGCACGAUGGCGCCAGUUAAUUUUGUUUUCAAGCAUUUCGUCACUGGUCUUUAUAAAUUUUACUAACAUCCUUGUAUUGCAAGUAUUUCAGAUGGGUAUGCUUGGCCUUUUUAUAGUACAAGAUAAUGAUUUUAUUAUAUUUAAGGUUUUCACUAAUAAUCAAACUGUAAAAAUGGGCAAAAAAUUAAAGCAAAUUAUUUUGAAUACCAAAA